Histoplasma mississippiense is the source of this 531-nucleotide messenger RNA. RefSeq lists its product with no specific name. The coding region runs from base 1 to 531 and encodes 176 amino acids. The record is from RefSeq and is a predicted model, not a curated record. The transcript is spliced from 4 exons. NCBI's taxonomy places the organism in Eukaryota, Fungi, Ascomycota, Eurotiomycetes, Onygenales, Ajellomycetaceae.
AUGGCUCAAACAAGAUUAUGGUCACUUGAAGAGGAGGCCAUUCUGCUUUAUUUUGUGUCACGAAAGAUAUGCCAUGAGGCUGUGGCAGAAUUGCUCCGGCGAAGAGGAUAUAGUCGAACCCCACCUGCAAUCAAUGCCAAGCUGACCGUAAUACGAGCAUUACAUCCAUACCUAAGUCCAAGCAUACGUGACUGGGAUCCUGGAGAGGUCAACCGAUACAUUGAUCUGAGAUUAGGCCAUGAUUAUGUAAAUGAAUUGGUCAAAUUCACUGUGGAGGACUCUGAAAUCGUUGUUAGAACUCCUCCAAGUUCAACACCGCUUAUUGACCGGACGCAUCGGGUGACCUGUUCGGCAUUACAUGGGGUAUUUGAUGAGGAAGAUGCCAGGUUACGCAUGGACAGAGGAAGAGACUGCGGUUGCACUGAUCAGAUUAUUGUAAACAAGUACCAAACCGGUCUCGAUUUGGCUAAAAUAUAUGCACUCCGGAGGGUAUUAAAAGAGGACCAUGUCAAGGUCAACUGCUUGAAGUGA